Brienomyrus brachyistius is the source of this 1555-nucleotide messenger RNA. Its product is annotated as 3-oxo-5-alpha-steroid 4-dehydrogenase 1-like. Gene Ontology annotation, cellular component: membrane. NCBI's taxonomy places the organism in Eukaryota, Metazoa, Chordata, Actinopteri, Osteoglossiformes, Mormyridae. Gene Ontology annotation, molecular function: 3-oxo-5-alpha-steroid 4-dehydrogenase activity. The record is from RefSeq and is a predicted model, not a curated record. Gene Ontology annotation, biological process: steroid biosynthetic process. The transcript is spliced from 5 exons. The coding region runs from base 211 to 1008 and encodes 265 amino acids.
UUCGUUGCCUCUGUGAGAGUCGGAAGUCCAUAUUUGUCGGAAUUUAUUUACUGAUGCUUGUUCAAUAAAGACUGCAGCAGUUUUGGGUUAUUAUUCCAUCGCUCCGCCUCCUUUACAUCUUCAUAAAAUCUGAUCACUGACAUGCACCGUGCGUUUUGUCCAUAGCUGAACUUGCAUUUGCUGUACUUCACUAGUCAGCCUUCGAGUGACAUGAUGAACCUGCUGCAAGGUCUGCUCGUCUCCGAAGCCGAGGAGAUGCGCCUCCUCGACCUGAUGUCCUACGUGAUGCUCCUCAUGGCGGCAGUAACUUUUUUCACUCUGCUUGUCGAGGACUUGCCCUACGGCAGGUACGCCAGCAGAAAGUACGGCUUUCCCGUGGGCGCAAAGUUGGCGUGGUUUGUUCAGGAGAUGCCUGCGCUCCUGAUCCCUCUCUGCCUGUUGCUCGGCACGUCCGGCUCCAAGCUGGGCCAUCUACCCAACCGUUUGCUGAUUAUCAUGUUCGUCUGCCACUAUACACAAAGGUGUCUCAUUUUCCCGUUUUUAAUCCGAGGGGGGAAAGGGACCCCCUUCAUAACAUUCCUACUCGCCUUUGUUUUCUGCAUGUACAACGGGUAUCUCCAAGUUAGAUACCUGAGCCACUAUGCAGAUUACCCAGCAGGCUGGGUUACACAUCCCGCCUUUGUCUCAGGAUCCAUACUGUGGCUGGUGGGGUUUCUGAUAAACCUACAUUCGGAUCACAUCCUCAGGAAUCUCCGGAAACCCAGGGAGACGGGCUACAAGAUCCCAACCGGAGGCCUCUUUGAGUAUGUGUCGGGGGCCAACUUCCUGGGCGAGAUUGUGGAGUGGGCGGGGUUUGCCUGCGCUGGCUGCUCCGUUCACAGCGCGUCGUUUGCCGUCUUCACCCUUGUGGUGCUGUCCAGCCGGGCCACGGCCCAUCACAGAUGGUACUUAGAAAAAUUUGAAGAUUACCCGAAAGGCAGAAAAGCUUUGGUGCCUUUCCUGUACUGAUGUAUCAAGUAAGAUAUGGGUGUAUAAAUGUGAUUAUAAUGUUAGCAAUAUUUAAAAUACAGUAGAAACCGCUUUUAUGGAUCAAAAACCUUGGGUCAGAAUCCUUCCUGUGCAAGUACUGUUUAAUUCGCCUAUAAUAAUCAAGUAGUCUGCUUAUAGUGUUCAUUUUGGGUAUUUUUAUACGACAUAUGGAAAAAAAUUAAAAUUACGGUAAUUCUUUACUUGCCUACUUUGCCUUGUAACCCUUCUGCUUCUGACUACAGCUACCUGAGGCUAAUGCUUCAUGUGCAGAAAACAUGACAGGAAAAAAAAGUUAUUUUGUCUAAAUUAUGAAUAUCUAUUCACCAAAGUUUAUCAUAAACUGUCAAAGACUAGGCAAAGAGAUGCACUAGUGAAGCUACAAUAAGCUGUAUUUUAUGCAGGCCUACAGAACUGUACUGUACUAUAGCGCAGCAAUUCUCAAACAGGGUCGCUGCAAGUUCAGAAAUUGUUCAUUGAUCGUACUUCAGGUAAAAUGUUCAAUUAAACAUGAUAUUGUUUUGAGUGU